AUGGGAGCGGAGCGGCGAGCGGGAAUUUCAAAUUUCAAAUCUGGGAGUGGCGGAUUUCAUGGGGAUGGCAGUCUUUCCGUGGGUGGAACUAGUAAUCAGGCUAGUUUCCAAGCAUCUCAGGGUACUAAAGGGGACAAUGAAACUGUCAAAUCAGUGGAAGAUAAAGAUUCAAAAAUCGAGGACCCACAUGAUAGAGGGGUUGUCGCUAUUUCUAUUCCGGAUAAGCUGGUUGAUCUUACUGUGUCUGGAUUAGCUAUGCCAUUAGUUGGAAGGUUUGCUGGGAAAGGAAAGAGAAAGCUGGAGGAAGGUGGACCCAGCAAGGAAGAGUCGACUCAGAGAAAAAAGAGCAAGAGUGCUAUUGGGAUGAAAACCCAAGAGGACAAGAAUGACACAGAGGAUACCGAAAAAGAUGGCAGUAAAAUGGAAAUGGAUGAGUCUGGAGGUGAGGAAAUUUGGAAAGAUGAGGAUGUGGGAGUAGACGAAGAUGAAGCUGAGGAUGUGUCCGACCAAGAUAGUCCAAUUCACAGUUCUAGCUUAGGCAAUGUCAAUAGCCAACCUAUGGUAGAGAAGGAUGAUAAGGCUAAUAAGGAAAAAGAAAUGGAUUCUGAGAGGGAGAUGAAUAAGGAACCCGAGAAGUAA
Cryptomeria japonica (Japanese cedar) is the source of this 639-nucleotide messenger RNA. RefSeq lists its product as uncharacterized. The transcript is spliced from 3 exons. The record is from RefSeq and is a predicted model, not a curated record. NCBI's taxonomy places the organism in Eukaryota, Viridiplantae, Streptophyta, Pinopsida, Cupressales, Cupressaceae. Bases 1 to 639 code for a protein of 212 amino acids.